Messenger RNA from Syzygium oleosum, 1137 nucleotides. RefSeq lists its product as uncharacterized. Bases 411 to 971 code for a protein of 186 amino acids. The transcript has 2 exons. The record is from RefSeq and is a predicted model, not a curated record. NCBI's taxonomy places the organism in Eukaryota, Viridiplantae, Streptophyta, Magnoliopsida, Myrtales, Myrtaceae.
CUGUUGGCUGCGAGAGCUCCCUCUCGGAACCCAGGUCUGGAGUUCGAAAGUUGGUAGAGAGAGAGAGAUGAGAGAGAGAUUUCCCGUAUGUUGUGAGGUAUUUCAAAAUACCUCUGUUUUGCUCAAUUUUUUUCCAAGAUCUUCAAAAAGAGGAAGUUUCUGGAGCAUACAGAAGAAGUUCAAUGCUGUGUUUCCGAGUUGAAGACAUUGGUGCCUGCCUUUUUCUUACUAUUUUUCGUUUCGAUAAUGAUAUGGCGAGGCUGGACCUGGUGAUCCUUGAUUCGCCACGUGCCACCAUCGCUAACUCGGCCCGUUCUCGGUGAAAACAUCGUUUUCUUUAUGUUCCUCUUAGCAAGCCCCGCGUUAGAACCAGGUUUGUUUCUUGGAAGAGACAGAGUCAGAACAGCAGAAUGAAUCCCACAUCCCUGAUACCCACCUCCAAAUUCCCCUUGAACACCCCAAGAAUCCACUCCAAAGCCCAAGUUUCCUCUCCACCAACCGCACCAAUCUCCCUACUAAGAACCACCGGACUUCAAGAACCGCCCAAGAACCUCAAAGCGGAGACCGCCAACAAUGACUUCCCAACCAUGACUGACAUAAUUAGUGCCUCAACAGCCCAGAACCUUGACAUUGAGCUGAAAACGCUGGGACCCUUUUUCAGAAUCACGGCCAGGAGCUUGGACGCCCGGACAGAGCUUGGGAGGGCGGAAGGUUUGAUCCGGGUCUGGACAGGAGGGAAGAUUCUGCACCUGGAUUCCAUCAGGUUGAGGAGAGAGACGCUGGGGAUGGAGAGGUCCAUAUUUGGGAUAGGGCUGUUCAUUGGAGCUGUGGCCAUAAGGCAUGGGUACGAGUGUGGUUGCGGGAGGGCUGAGUUGCUGGCCAUCAAUGACUCGGAUCUUUACCAUUCCAAGGUUUUACACGAGAAUCGGGUUCAAGGCGGUGCACGAGGUGACGGGAUCGACAAUGGGUGACAUUGCUCACAUGUUGGUAUGGGGAGGAGUUGGGACCAGGAUGAAUGCCAACAUUGAGGACCUCCUAAUCAAAUGGUGUACUCGUUUCAAGUCCCAGAAAUGAUUCUUUCAACUUCUCUGCCUCCGCAAUCUCACUAAAGCAAACCCAAAAACAAUGAUCAAAGAA